AGGCGAUCGGGAGGAGCAGAAGAAGGGAACUUGAUUCGAGCUGGCACAGGCGGGGGAAAAAAGUCGAUCGCCAGCAGCAGCAUAAAAGUGUGCGCGGCUCCUCUCGAGGGGAGCAGCGGCGGCGGCGGCGGCGGCAGCCACAGGUGUCCCCGACGGGGAGCGAGGCUCUCGGGACUCGGCCUUGGGGAUCGGGCGAAGGAGCCCUUCCGGCGCUCUCCUCCCGGCCGCGAGGAGGAGCAAGAGGGCGAGCAGCCCCCUGGGACGCGGGGAAGGUGCCCCGCGAGGAUUUCGGCUCGAGGAGGUUCCCGUCCCACCAUCAAGAUUUUGUCCAAAAGCAGGCAAGAGGAUCGCCCUGCGCUGAGCCGCCUGGUGGGCAGCAGGCGGCGGCUGAUCGCGGCCGGAGCGCUGGGGGUGGUCAUGGUGCUGCUGCUGGUCAUCCUCAUCCCGGUGCUGGUCAGCUCGGCGGGCACGUCGGCGCACUACGAGAUGCUGGGCACCUGCCGCAUGGUGUGCGACCCGUACGGCGGCACCAAGGCGCCCAGCACGGCCGCCACCCCGGACCGAGGCCUCAUGCAGUCCCUGCCCACCUUCAUCCAGGGCCCCAAAGGAGAGGCGGGCCGCCCGGGCAAGGCCGGGCCGAGAGGGCCGCCGGGGGAACCCGGCCCGCCGGGGCCAGUGGGCCCGCCGGGAGAAAAAGGAGAGCCCGGGCGCCAGGGCCUGCCAGGCCCACCCGGGGCGCCGGGCCUGAACGCGGCCGGGGCCAUCAGCGCCGCCACCUACAGCACGGUGCCCAAGAUCGCCUUCUACGCGGGCCUCAAGCGGCAGCACGAGGGCUACGAGGUGCUCAAGUUCGACGACGUCGUCACCAACCUGGGCAACCACUACGACCCCACCACGGGCAAGUUCACCUGCUCCAUCCCCGGCAUCUACUUCUUCACCUACCACGUGCUCAUGCGCGGCGGCGACGGCACCAGCAUGUGGGCCGAUCUGUGCAAGAACAACCAGGUGCGAGCUAGUGCAAUUGCUCAGGAUGCAGACCAAAACUACGACUAUGCCAGUAACAGCGUCGUUCUACAUUUGGAGCCAGGAGAUGAAGUCUACAUAAAAUUAGAUGGAGGGAAAGCACAUGGAGGGAACAACAACAAAUACAGCACAUUUUCUGGAUUUAUAAUUUAUGCUGACUGAUAAUUAAGUGAAACACAAAAUCACAUUCUUCUAAGUGAUGGAUUCACGUGGCAAAACAAACAAACAAACAAAAUCGACGAAUCAAGAAUCCCAGAGGAUACUGGCCGAGGGACACCUCAUUAAAGGGGGGCAAAAUGCUACCUGACUCACAUCUGUACAACCCAGAGAGUGUGUUUAAAAAAUAUAUAGAGCAAGUUAAACAGAUGUGUGAUCCACUAUCGCCAAAGCAAAAUACUCCUUGUUGUUAGUGUCCAUGUGAAUGAAGUCCUAUAUAGAUCACAACUUUUAUAGAGGGGAAAAAAUCUUUAAAGCACUGAAUUAUUUCUUCGGCAUAUAUGAUACUUUUGGUGUGCUAUGAUCUUGCUGCUUUUAUCCAUCCAUCAGCUUUGGUACUUGUGACUUACCUGCUAACUAUGAUGCGUGUGGAUCCAACUCGUAGUAUGUGGUGAGGAAUGAUUUUACAAUAAAAAGAAGACAUAAUUGAAUUUUUGCUUAUUCCCUCCAAAGGAAUUAUUUGCCUUGUCCUUCUAUGCCCUUAACUACCUAGAAAUAGAAAAUUAACCUGCUUCAAGCCUUAGCUCUAAUUUUACUGUAUAUAGGUGCAAGUCAGGGGUUGAAAAUGAUUGUAGCACAGUUGUGUCUCGUUUUCCGUUUUUCUCUGUUGCUCCAGUCCGUUGAUUUCUUACACACAUUUUGUAGCUCCAGCAUAUGCAAAAAGGAGUUGCAUCACCCACAAGGGCUGACCCAUUCAUCUCAACAGAGGGAGCAAGUCUGUAUAAACUCCCUUUAUGCAAAUAAUUCUGCUGCCUCCACUGAAGUGAAUGGGCAGUCUCUGCAAAAGCAAAGGGGCCACAUGCACAUGGAAGCACUUGCAGUGCUCUGAAUCAAUGUGCAAAAGAGAGAAAACCAUAGAAGAGUUCAGUUCUGUCAAGACAAUAUAUUGCAGUUUCCAUUAGGUAUAUGAUCUGGUGUUUACCUUUGUUUUAGAAACCUAGUUAAGUGUUACAAAGACUUCUUCCCACCAUGGGGGUCAUCUUUUGGGGGGAGACCAUACCCUAUUUCCAGUGUCAUAUGCCCACUAUCAGCAGUGUCUCCAGGUGCAACAUUUUUUUCACAGGCACAAAUAACCAUUGGCCUAUAAGGAAAAAACAUAAAAGUGGAUACUCAGGAGCACCAUUUUGGUAGGGGUCCACCUAUCCUUGUUGGAUAGUUUCUUAGUGAAAAUGCUGUGGGAGCAAGUGUUGUCCCAACAUGUUGCCAGAUGCAGCCCAUUUGCUUUGCCCUUCAGAACUUGAUGACGCUUGAGCCUGAUCCUACCUACAUAGUUUUCACCUUGUGCUUCAUUUCUUGGGCGCCAUCCACACUUAGAUACUGCUGGAUGGGAGUGUCUCCUUUAUGGUGCUAUCCAAAACACACGCAGGAUGUAAGGUAAAUAAAUAGAAACAGGUACAACUGAUUAUAUAGGUUCUCAAACACGCAGCAGGGUGCCAGUCACACUGCCAAUGAUCCAAUGCAGUCCUGUCUGUAGGGUUUGGUAUAUUUGCACACAUAAAGUUGAAACAUUUCGUGCAGGUACGUGUGUAUGUGUGCAUAUACAGAAAGGGGGCCUUGAGCAUAAUCUUCCAUGCAUGACAUCUCAGAAGUAAGCUCAGAAGUAGGCAUGCAUGGGAUUGCAGCCUUCAUCAUGUUAGAAUGUGAGAGAUAUGACUGUUGGUGCCUGGCUAUUUAUCAGAUGAGUAAACCAUUUUUUCACCCUAGUUGUAGAGCAAGCUGCCCCAGCAUGUGGUUAGGAUGGUUUAUGCAAAUAAACUGUUCCACUGCAGCAUCAGAAAAAGUCCUACAAUUCGAAAGACCAUCAAUUACAUUUAGGAUGGU
Lacerta agilis (Sand lizard) is the source of this 3060-nucleotide messenger RNA. It is a transcript of the gene C1QL3, whose product is annotated as complement C1q like 3. Gene Ontology annotation, molecular function: protein binding. The transcript is spliced from 2 exons. Lineage: Eukaryota; Metazoa; Chordata; Lepidosauria; Squamata; Lacertidae. The record is from RefSeq and is a predicted model, not a curated record. Bases 418 to 1185 code for a protein of 255 amino acids.